This is a messenger RNA of Closterium sp. Naga37s-1, 1050 nucleotides long. The record is from the annotation of a GenBank genome assembly. NCBI's taxonomy places the organism in Eukaryota, Viridiplantae, Streptophyta, Zygnematophyceae, Desmidiales, Closteriaceae.
AUGCAUAUCUUUUCCUCUCCGCACUACAUUCCCUUCCUCCUCUCACUCCAUUCCCUUCCCCCUCUCAAUCCAUUCCCUUCCCCCUCUCACUCCAUUCCCUCCCCCUCUCAAUCCAUUCUCUUCCCCCUCUCUGUCCAUUCCCUUCCCCCUCUCGGUCCAUUCCCUUCCCCCUCUCAGUCCAUUCCCCUCCCUCUCUCAGUCCAUUCCCUUCCCCCUCUCAAUCCAUUCCCUUCCCCCCCUCAGUGCAUUCACAAUCAUUUACACCCGCACUGCAUUCCCUUUCCCCUUCUCAUACCAUUCCCUUGCCCCCACAUUGCAGUUCCUUUCCUCUCCGCACUGCAUUCCCCUCCCCCUCUCUGUCCAUUCCCUUCCCCCUCUCAGUCCAUUCCCCUCCCCCUCUCAGUCCAUUCUCUUCCCCCUCUCACUCCAUUCCCUUCCCCCACUCAGUGUAUUCACAAUCCUUUACACCCGCACUGCAAUCCCUUUCCCCUUCUCAUACCAUUCCCUUGCCCCCACAUUGCAGUUCCUUUCCUCUCCGCACUGCAUUCCCUUCCCCCUCUCAGUACAUUCCCUUCCCCCCCUCAGAGCAUUCACAUCCAUUCCCCUCCCCCUAUCAGUCCAUUCCCUUCCCCCUCUCAGUCCAUUCCCCUCCCCCUCUCAGUCCAUUCCCUUCCCCCUCUCAGUCCAUUCCCUUCCCCCUCUCAAUCCAUUCCCUUCCCCCUCUCAAUCCAUUCCAAUCCUUUCCACCCGCACUGCAUUCCCUUUCCCCACCAUCACUCCAUUCCGUCACCUCCCUUCUGUGCAUUUAUGUCCCCCGCCAACUACAUUCCUUUCCCAUCUCAGGCCUUUGCCUCUGCCCUGCAGUACAUUCGUUUCAUGAACUCCUGUCCUUUGUCUUCCCCUCCCAAUUCCCAUGCACAGGCUCUUAGAGAUUUGUUGAGUGAGCCUCGGCUUACCCAUCCACUCGUUACUUGUGCACAUCGGAAAACGGUUGGGGGUGUUCGGGUGUACGAUGCUCCUGAAACCGGCGAGUUUUGGAACAACGUGUAA